Nothobranchius furzeri (turquoise killifish) is the source of this 8839-nucleotide messenger RNA. It is a transcript of the gene lrrk2, whose product is annotated as leucine-rich repeat kinase 2. Gene Ontology annotation, molecular function: ATP binding; protein binding; GTP binding. NCBI's taxonomy places the organism in Eukaryota, Metazoa, Chordata, Actinopteri, Cyprinodontiformes, Nothobranchiidae. Gene Ontology annotation, biological process: protein phosphorylation. The record is from RefSeq and is a predicted model, not a curated record.
UAGUGGGGCUCUCUCUCUCUCCUAGGUUUAUGCAGAAGGUUUACACAUCACUCAGAAACGUUACAGUCUCCAGCAGGAACCAUACACGCUUGUGUCGCUGCGUCUCCCGUUUCCCCCCUCCUUCAUGUCCGGGAAGUUGUUUUAACUCGAGUCAUAUGAUUUGAUCUCAGCGAAGCAGAAACACGCCUGCUAACAGAAACAGUGGUCCUUCCCACAGGAAAGAAACAGAAAAACUACGACUCGACGAAGAGGAGCAGACUUUUUUAAGCUGUUAGCUGAAGGGAAGUUAAGCCAAGAUGGUGCAGCGUGGGGACCGACACUCACCAACGACAGCCUCGCCUGUAGCGGCUGUGCCAUGCUGCUAAUGCGUAAUAUUGGUGCCAUUAACAAACAGAAGCACCGCGGGAAGCUGUCGGGUCUGAUGAGGGCUGUGCGCUUUUGACGCACGCACGUCAGCCAGCUGGAAAUCUUCACCAUGGAGAACAAGGAGGAGUUGGAGGAGAAGCUGAAGAAACUUUUGGUGCGACUGAAAAAUCCCAAAGAGGACAGCCAGCUGAGCAAUCUGAUCCAAAUCCUCCAGGAUCUGCUUUCCCUGGCGCACAGCGCGCACGCAGCUGAGCUGUUUGAGGACAAGAACGUUCACCUUCCCCUCGUGACGGUGCUGUCAUCUUACAUCAGCAGCAAAGGAGUCCAGCAGGAGGGCUGGUUGCUGCUGUGUAAGCUGAUUGAAAUAUGUCCCAGAACGCUGGAGCAUCUCAGCCAACCUCUGGAGGCAGCCGUGGACUGGGAGAUCCUGGCAGUGCACCAACUGAUCCUGAAGGUGCUGACUCGGUACAGCUCAGACUGCGGAGUGAUCGUGGUUGGCCUCCGAGCACUGGGCCUGCUGCUCAGAUCAGACACGAUUCCUCUGCUGGUGCUGGAGGAGGAGGAGGAUGUCUUCAGCCUGGUGGUGCGGGUGAUGAAGACUUUUCCUACCAGUGAGGAGGUGCAGCUCCAAGGCUGUGUAGCUCUGCAGCUGCUGCUGGACAGAGUAAGUGAUGAGCACCUUGUGGAGUUUGUGGAGAACCAGGACCACACAGUGGUUCUUUCAGCUCUGCAGAGGUUCUCCGACAGCCUUGAGCUGCAUCUGCAGGCUUUGAAGGUGCUACUCCCUCUGGCUCGAACAGCCAGUAAUGUGGAGGUGUUGAUGUCAGGAGGGACGCGGUGCUACAGCGUGGUCAUCUCCGCCAUGGACGCUUUCCCCGAGGUGGAGGAGCUCCAGGAGUUGGGCUGCUGCCUGUUCAGGAAGUUCACAUCAGAGAGCUACUAUAGCAUCCUGGUGCAGAACAGAGUUCAGAGAGUAGCGGUGAGGGCCUGUCAGACGUUCCCUGACAACGCCAUGCUGCAGGCUGCAUCCCUCUCCUGUCUGGCUCACCUCACGGCAACCAUCGUCCAGAGCAAGGCGGUGGCCGAGCAGGGUCUGGAGGAAGGAGAGGAGGAGGAGAACAGAGGUAAAGAGGAGGUGGAGGACAUGGGCCUGUGCUGGAUGGAGGACUGCUGUACUGCACUGGAACUGCACGCUGCUGAGGCCACCGUUCAGGAAGCAGCGAGCUGGGCCAUUCACAACCUGCUGCUGCACGGAGAACGAGGUAACCACCCAGAGGAGGAGUCAGACGGCAGGACUCCUGUUCACAGACAGCUGAUGGCUGCCAUGCUGCUCCACUCCUCCUCUCCUAGUGUGUUUAGAGCUGCUACCACCGCCAUUGCCACUCUCAUCACUAACAACAGCAGAAUGAGCUCCUUGCUGCUGUCCAGCGGCCUUCAUGUGAACCUGGUGGAGAUGAUGAGGAGACAUCUGAGCUCAGCAGAGGUUUCCGUCAGUGCCUGUAAACUGCUGAAGCUGCUCUUCCAGGGGAGGACUGCCAGCCUGGAGGAGUUAAACACGGUCAUGAGUCAGAUCCUCAGCACCAUGAAGGUCCACAACUUUCUGCCCGAGGUGCAGCUGGAGGCGCUGCAGGCCAGCCUGGUCUUCCUGUGUCCAGACAGGAGUUUGAGGGAGCACGGCGUCUCGGUCGCUGAUCCCGACAGGGCCGACGUGGAUCUGAGAGUCCUGAAAAACCAGUGUGUGGUGGAAAAGGCUCAUACGCUCUAUCUGGAGGUUCUCAACCGGUUUAUCAGCUGUCCCAGCAUCCAGCAGUGUGGACUGAGGGUUCUGUCUGCUCUGGCUGACUGCUCAGGUGCGGUGGACCUGUUGUGCCAGCAGGGCGCGAUAGACACAGUGCUUCAUACACUACAGAUGUUCCCUAAGGAGAGAGAGAUCUACUACUGGGGUAUGACCCUGCUCAGCUACCUCGUCUCCAAGAAGAAGCUCUCCAGGAUGAUCAUACCUGUCAUGGCCUCCGUUGUCAUUGCCUCUCUUCAUCAGUACAGAGAAGACACUGAGAUGCUGCUGAAGUGUUUUCAGGUGGCACUGAGGAUGCUGGACGCCUGCUCGGGUGCUGCAGCUGAGUUGCAGAGAGAAGACUUUGACAGGCACAUCUUCUACCACCUUAGAAAGGAGAACAACCAGAAGACGGGUCCCCUGUGGAAGUCGUCGUGCCUGGCCCUGUCUAAGAUGUGGAGUGACUCGCAGCUACACUACCAAAUGCUGGAAAAAGCCUGCAUGGACGGAGACACGAUGAUGGCUGAGUGUCUGAUUGAGUUGGGCGCCGACAUCAACAGAAAGACCAAGAAUGAGUCACUUAUUUUUCAGGUGUGUGAGAGAGGAGGACCUCUGGAGCUGGUGGAGCUGCUGCUGAGCCAAGGAGCCCACGAGCAGCACCUCCGCAGGGCUCUGGCCGUGAGUGUGAAGCGGGGCGACGGGCCUACGGUCAUCCAGCUGCUCAGCAGGCUGGGUUUGGACCUGAACAACAGCGCUCUGUGUCUGGGUGGCUUCAGGCUCGGUCGCCUGGAUUCAGCUUGGCUGAGCCCCCUGCUGGCAGAACGAGGCAGAUCCUACAGUCCACGCUACAACAACACUAAAGGCAUCAGCUUGGCGAAGUACAUCCAGUCUCUCCAGAGGUCAAAGAGCACCAGCUGCUUCUCCAGACCCACGUCUGAUCAGAGUCUGACUUCUGAUUACAUUUCUGACGAGAGCGAUGACUCCAGCUUCUACUCGAUGGAUGACAGCUUGUUCAUCAACGACGAUGUGGAGAGUGAUGAAGGAGAUUCUUCAUCAGGAUUUCUGUCUCCGAGGUUCUGUAACGGCUCAGCCGACGAGCCGAGGGGGGACUCCCUCAGAAGGAAGCAGGGGCAUUGCAGCCAUCGCAGCUCAGAGAACGGUCGUCCUGAAAGUGAAAACGGCGCGUCUUUUCAAAGAAGAUAUGGAAGGAGCGUCUCCAACCAAAAAGGACUGGGGUCUGGUGAAAGGGAACAGAUCCGUCUGCUGGACCUGUCGGGGAAUGAACUGGACACCCUGUCCUGUUUGCUGGAUAAUGCUUUGGUCCAGCAGCAGCUGUGGCAUAUUGUCCGUUUGGACCUGAGCCACAACAUUUUGCUGGAGUUUCCUUCUUCUCUCUGCCAGAGUUUACAGAGUCUGACGCUACUGGACCUGCAGGGAAACCAGCUGCAGUCUCUGCCAGAAGAGCUGCUUUCUCUGCCCUCCCUCAGCAUGCUGAACGUUUCUCAUAACCAGCUUGGUCCAGUGUUGACCUUUGACCCCACUGUCACUUGCUCUUCACUGAAGCAGCUCAACCUUUCGUUCAAUAAAAUCAGCACAUUUCCUCACAAGCUGGGACGCACCAUGGAACAACUGGAGGAGUUGAUUAUGGAAGGUAACAGUAUAGCUGAGCUGUGCACACCUCUGUCUCUGCCUGAGAUCAAGCUGCUAGAUGUGAGCAGGAACAACAUGGAGAAGAUCUCACCUCAUGUCCUGACCAGUUGCCCCAAACUGGAAACACUGAUUGCCUCUCUGAACAAGAUCUGUUCCGUCUCACAGCUGCCAGUCCGGAUUACAACUCUGAAACUAUCCAACAACAGCUUCACUCACAUCCCUGAGGCUAUUCUCAAUCUUCCAAAUUUGCGAUCAGUGGACAUGAGAACCAACAACAUCACGGUUCUCCCGGGUCCGGGCUUCUGGGCAUCCAGUAACAUCAGGGAGCUGAUUUUCAGUCAGAACAGCAUCAAAGUUCUGGAUGUGAGUGGACCAGUCUGCAGGUGGACCAGACUGGAGAAACUGCACCUGAGUGACAACAGGUUGACUGAGAUCCCUCCACAGAUCGGCCUGUUGGAGGGUUUGACGUCCCUAGAUGUCAGCCAGAACUCCAAUCUGCGAUCCUUCCCAGAUGAAAUGGGAAAACUAAGCAAGCUGUGGGAUCUGCCGCUGGAUGGCCUUCGACUGGAGCUGGACCUGAAACUCAUUGGAAACAAGACUAAAGACAUAGUCAGGUUCUUGCAGCAGCGGCUGAAGAAGUCAGUGCCGUAUUAUCGCAUCAAGCUCAUCGUGGUGGGCAACUCGGGCAGUGGGAAGACCACACUGAUCAGGCAGCUGAUGAAGCUCAAGCGCUCGCAGCCAAACUCAAAGCAGAGUUCUGUUGGUGUUGAAGUCUCUGACUGGACCAUCAGAGAAUGGGACAAGAAGAAAAUGGUCCUGAAUGUCUGGGACUUCUCAGGUGGAGAGGACUUCAGUGGCUCUCACCCCCACUUUCUGACAUCCAGAGCUCUCUACCUGGUUGUUUACAACCUGAGCAAAGGAGCCAGUCAGGUGGAUGCUCUCAAACCCUGGCUCUUCAACAUUAAAGCUGUGGCUCCGCUGUCCCCAGUCAUCCUCGUGGGGACACACACAGAUGUGAGUGAGGAAGCGCAGCUCCAGGCUUGUCUCGGUAAGUUUCGACAGGAGCUGCUGAACUAUCAGGGCUUCCCGGCCAUCAGAGACCAUCACAUAGUCUCUGCCUGCGAGGACUCGGAUUCCAUCGUCAAACUCCGUAAGACUAUCAUCCGGGAGGUCACCAGCUUCAAGAUCCAAGGCCAGGAAGUUAUAGGUCAGCUGGUGCCAGACAGCUAUGUGGAGCUGGAGCGCAGGAUUCUGCAGGAGAGGACCAAGGUCCCCCCAGAGUUCCCCGUUCUCAGGCACAGCGAGCUUCUGCAGCUCAUCCACAAGAGUCAGCUGCAGCUGGAGGAAGCCGAACUGCCUCAAGCUAUCCACUUCCUCAGCGAAGUUGGGAUUCUGUUGCACUUUGAUGACCCUGCGCUUCAGCUGCAGGAAUUCUACUUUCUCAUCCCACAGUGGCUCUGCAACGUCUUGUCUGAGAGAGGGAUGCUAAAGAGCUGUAGUCUCUGGGAGCAACCCAAAGGAGUUAUUCAGCGAUCCGUGGUGGAAAGGUUUCUGUUUGAGACCAAAUGUUUCCCAAAGAGCCACCUGGUCCAGUUCUUUAAACUCCUGGAGAAGUUUCUGAUUGCUCUUCCCUUUGGGGACGGCCAGCUUCUUGUUCCUAGCAGCUUGUCCAAACACAGGCCGGUGAUCGAGCUGCCUCACUGUGAGAACUCUGAGGUGAUUGUGCGUCUGUAUGAGCUGCCCUACUUCCCCAUGGAUUUCUGGUCCAGGCAGAUCAGCCGCCUGCUGGAAGUCUCAUCCUAUUUGCUCGGUGGAAGAGAGAAAGUUCUCCGACCAAACCGAAUCUACUGGAGGAGAGGGCUUUACUUAAACUGGUCCCCUGAGGCCUACUGUCUGGUGGAGGCUGCCUCGGAGGAGCAAAGUCCCUCCAGCUUUGUCAGGAUAACGGUUCCCUCAUCUCGAAAAGGUAAGGUGUUACUGGGCCAGUUGGUGGACCACAUCGACUCGGUUCUGGAGGAAUGGUUUCCUAGUCUGUUCAACACCGACAUGCACGGCAACGGAGAGGCUCUGCUGAAGAAGUGGGCUCUGUACAGCUUUGAGGAUGGGCAACAGUGGAGCAAGAUUCUGCUGGAAGAUCUUUUUAAAUAUUUUGAAAACGACUUUUUGCUGGUGAACCCCGAGGACCCGCGCUGCACCAUCCCCAUCUCUCAGAUCGCCCCAGACUUGGUUUUGAGUGACCAGCCUGCAGCAACAAUACUGGACAGCGAGGAGUUGGAAGUAGACAUGUCCAAAGAGAACCGACUAGACGGCGGUUUUGGGACAGUUUAUCGAGGAGUCUAUAAAAAUGAAGAAGUCGCUGUGAAGCUUUUCAACAAACACGCUUCUGAGCUUUAUGUCUACAGGCUCCUUAGACAGGAGUUAGCCGUUCUGGGUCGCCUCCAGCACCCCAGCCUGGUGGGCCUGCUGGCAGCCGGCUCGGUUCCACAGGUUCUGGUGAUGGAGCUGGCUCUCAGAGGCUCUCUGGAUUCCCUCUUUCAACACAAGAACAGAAGUCUUAACCGAAAGCUCCAGCACAGGAUCGCCCUGCAGGUGGCAGAUGGACUCAGAUACCUUCACUCAGCCAUGAUCAUCUAUCGGGACCUGAAGCCCCACAACGUCCUCCUGUUCAACCUGAAAAACGACUCUGAGAUUGUCGUCAAAAUCACAGACUACGGGAUCGCUCAGUACUGCUGCAGCAUGGGAGUGAGGAGCUCAGAGGGCACGCCAGGUUUCAGAGCCCCAGAGGUCGCCCGCGGUAACGUGAUCUACAACCAGCAGGCCGAUGUGUUUUCCCUCGGAUUGCUGCUCUACGACCUGCUGACGUGCGGCGAGCGCAUUUCAGACGGAAUGAAGUUCCCCAGCGAGUUUGAUGAAAUCGCUGUGCAGGGGAAACUUCCAGAUCCAGUGAAGCACUACAGCUGCUCACCUUGGCCAGGCUUUCAGGCGCUGAUGAAGGACUGUCUGAGGGACAACCCACUGGACCGACCCACCUCUGCUCAGGUGUUCGACAGGCUGAAUUCUGGCGAGAUGCUGUGCCUGAUGAGGGAGCUGGAGUUUUCACGGAUGUUCAGCCCUCAGUGCAUCACUGUGAGCUCCAUCAGCAGUGAUGACCAUGUUGCACCCCACCACGUGGCUUGGAUCGGUGGGGGCAGCAGCUCCAGGAGGCGGGGCUUCGUCACAGCCGUAGACUUGAACACCAACAGGUUCACAACACAGGAGGUCGACACCAGCCCCGUCCUGUGCCUGGAGACAGUCCAGGUCCCAGACGAGGACUGUGAUUGGCUGGUAGCAGGCACGCAGUCUGGCUCCUUACUUCUCAUCAGCACCAGGAACUCGUCCACCUGGCACUACCUGCAGAGUGUCGGCGAUGCGGUUACCUCGCUGCACUUCCACGUGAACCCUCGUCGCACCCAGAGAAGGAAUUACCUGCUGGUGGGGUCAGCCGACGGAGUCCUCAGUGUUUACGAGGACUCCACUCUCAGGCAGGAGAACGGCCAGCCGGUGAAAACUCUCUCUGUGGGAAACGUCAACACACCGCUUGUGUGUCUCGUCCAGUCCGUUCACCCGCUGGACUGCAGGUCCGUGUGGGCCGGCUGCGGAACCAAGAUCCUCUCCUUCUCUGUUCAAUACAACGUCUGCAAGUCCAUCGACACCAGACCUAACGUCUCCUCCCAGCAGAAGCUACUGAGCAGUGAGGCGUGUGUGUCCCGAAUGGUUGUGGAUAAAUACGUGUACCUGAGUAAAGCUGGAACACCGACUGUUGAAGUCUGGGACAAGAAGAGCGAGAGGAUGGUGGACUGCAUCAACUGUGCUCAGAUUAUUAGGAACGACUCUGCGUGCAGAUGGAGGCGGGGCAGCAGAGUGGAUCUGGGCUCUGAUUCGUCCUCCUGGGCCACGGUGAAAGCUCUGCUGGUGCAGAGCUCUGCAGCUCUCUGGAUUGGCACCAGAGGCGGCCACCUGCUGCUGCUGGAGCUCUCUAAACACCAGCCACUGCAGGUCACGGCACCCAUGUGUGACUCUGUUCGCUCCAUCACCUCAGCAUUCAUACCUGGUUUCUCACGAGCAGAGACACUGGACUGGAAGAACGUGGUGCUGGUUCUGGGCAGAAGACUCCCACGAGACAAGAAUCAAGAUGAUGAGGAGUCUGUGCUGAUGGUGUGGAACAGCAUGCUGCCACAUGAGGUCAAAGACCUGAAGAAGCACUGUGAGAGGAGAGAGCAGAUCGCUGCUAAAAUGAAAGAGCAGCUCCUUCAUGCCUGAAGCAGCAGAGGCGUCAGCCAAAAGGGACGGACUCCCCAGUCACGUUGAAAGGGACGUUUUACUCCAUUGUGCACUUCCCAGUACUCUGGCCUUGUGAAUCCCACAUCGCUCCUGGCAACAGAAUCAAAGGCAUCGGAGUCAAGACUUCUCCCACUGUCCCCGUGCACGUCAUUCCAGAUGAUGACUGUUUAAAGGGAUUUUUCAGCCACUUCCAAGAGUUUUUCUUUGUAAAAGUUUUCAUCUCUGUUUUAUGUUAUUCAUCUGAACGGCCUCAGUUUAGAGAAAUAGCAUUCACACCCUGAAUGACUGGUGAGCGAAGGGCUUAAAGCUGUAAAGGAUUGCAUAGCAACGUUUACACCCCUAUCACUUUUACUCUGGUUUAUGUUGCACUUGAGCUAGCGUAUCUGCCCUCUGAUCAGGUAAAACAACAGAGACGCUUUAAACGGCUCAGAUAAAUCUCUUUACCUUCUGCGUAUGUCUAAAAGGGACAGAUGACCUGAUGUAAGGUGGCACCAGACAUAUUUGUUUACCUGCCCAACCAGACAGCAGAAACUAUGAAGAAUGCCAGAACUAGAAGAAGCCACUAAAAUGUAAGUUUGAUUAUUUAUUCUCAUGUCUGUGUUUAUGAGUGCUCCUCAGAGGUCAGGACACAGCUUUUCACCAUGCUGCCUUUGCAUGUUUUCUCCUUUUCUACAUUUUAUUCAGUCACUUUGAUGCAAAACAAGUCAGUAAAAGCUAUUUUAUACACCA